Molecule: messenger RNA, 1053 nt
Organism: Aspergillus calidoustus
Lineage: Eukaryota; Fungi; Ascomycota; Eurotiomycetes; Eurotiales; Aspergillaceae
Source: the annotation of a GenBank genome assembly
AUGCUAACCAACAACGCUCCUCCACUGGCCAUCUCGGCUUCCAUCGCCCCUUUUGAGCACAAUGCCACUCAUCCCAUCAUUAUCGCAAUUCACCCAAAUAUCGCUUACCCUUCUAAUCUUCACUCUGAUCAUACAAUGUCUGAGCUUGAGCCUCCAAAACCAGCUCCGCCACUCAAACUCCCCCGCACCCCCUACAACGAAGACGAAAUCGUCAACCUCAUGAAAGAGCUCUACAAAACAUUCCUAAGACUCAACUACAUCAAGCGCUGGGAGGUGAUUUGGCCGCCCAAGGGGACAGGACACGCCAUUAACGAGGUACUGUGUCGCGAGAUUGGGCUUGAUCAGGCUGUAAUUUCACUGAUGAAACAGCUGCCGUAUAUUAAGGGGUCUUUGGUCUCAAUGGACAUUGAGGUCUACAAAUAUUCCCGCGCCAUGGUAUACCUGGAAGACGACGAGAUCCGCGGUGGCCGGGACCCGACGCACCCCGGGAAAGACGCACCGACCAACUACGUCUACAAGCCCGAGCGCCCAGACGACAAGUACCAUUAUCGAAACUACUACCCGCACCACGCGCCCACCUGGCUCGCGAACUGGGUGGCAAAAAUCAAGUCCCUGGAUGAAGUUGUCCCGGUACGGGCAGGUGCGGGCGGUUCCAGUUUGCACUGGAUCGACCCGCGAUACCCGCCGCGAAAUGAGGCGACUAUUGUCAGGGGUCUUCUCAGGGACAAGUAUGGGUACCCAGACGACUUCCGCGAGGCGGAGUGGAGGAGUAUUGGUGAAAAGAUCUGCUGGAUGAUUGGGCACGCGAUUAUGGAUGGCAAGAAGAUACCAAAAGAGUUUGAUGUGGAUCCAAAGGAGGAAGAGAAGGAGGCUAGGGAGUAUGCCGGGACGGUUGUUUAUGCGGAAGAGAUUGAUGGGCCGAUGGAUGGGCCGAGGCGAUUCCAUGAUUUCUUAUAUCAAGAUCAGACAAUAUGAUACACAGGGCGCAGUGGUCAAGGUCAUAAUGCAAAAGAAGUAUUGCAGGUCUGGCAACUUCUGCGAGGCUGAUUAGAG